Humulus lupulus (European hop) is the source of this 2099-nucleotide messenger RNA. RefSeq lists its product as uncharacterized. Gene Ontology annotation, biological process: mRNA splicing, via spliceosome. The coding region runs from base 9 to 1838 and encodes 609 amino acids. The transcript is spliced from 18 exons. Gene Ontology annotation, cellular component: U2-type spliceosomal complex; U12-type spliceosomal complex; catalytic step 2 spliceosome. NCBI's taxonomy places the organism in Eukaryota, Viridiplantae, Streptophyta, Magnoliopsida, Rosales, Cannabaceae. The record is from RefSeq and is a predicted model, not a curated record.
CCCUCAAGAUGUCCUUCUGGUUCGUCUUCCACUUCCACUCUCGCCUGAAAAAUCGUAUCGUCUUCCCUCCAAUCCACCCAGCCAUGACGGUGGAGACACUCCCCCAACCGAACGGCGUCGUUUCCAAUGGCGGCGGCGUUGAUACAAACUCUACCUCCAACGCUCCCAAGAAAUCGCGGGAGAGCGAGCGCCGUCGUCGGAGGCGAAAGCAGAAGAAAAACAAAGCUGCUCGCGCCGCCGAUGACGCUACCGGAGACGAUAGCGAUGAAUAUGCCAAGGAAAACCAAAAUCCGCAGCAGGUUCUUGAGCAAGUUGAGAUCGAGUAUGUUCCUGAGAAAGCAGAGUUAGAAGAGGGUAUGGAUGAGGAGUUUAGAAAAAUAUUUGAAAAAUUCAGUUUCCAGGAUUCAGCUGGUGCUGAGGAGGAUAAGAAAGAUGAAUCUGCUGAGAAAGCAGCUGCAAAUAAGAAUAGUGACUCAGACUCAGAAGAGGACGAGCAUGACAACCAACUAAAGGAGAAAGGUGUGUCAAACAAGAAAAAGAAGCUUCAACGGCGGAUGAAGAUCGCCGAACUUAAACAGAUAUGUGCGAGGCCUGAUGUUGUUGAGGUGUGGGAUGCAACUGCUGCAGAUCCCAAGUUGCUGGUCUUUUUGAAAUCCUAUCGAAAUACCGUACCAGUGCCUAGACAUUGGUGCCAAAAACGGAAAUUUUUGCAGGGCAAGCGUGGUAUUGAGAAACAACCUUUUCAGCUACCUGAUUUUAUUGCUGCAACUGGAAUUGAGAAAAUUAGACAGGCUUACAUUGAAAAAGAGGAUAGCAAGAAGUUGAAGCAAAAGCAACGAGAACGUAUGCAGCCUAAGAUGGGCAAAAUGGAUAUUGACUAUCAGGUUCUCCACGAUGCAUUUUUUAAAUACCAGACUAAGCCAAAGCUGACAAGUCUCGGUGAUUUGUACCAUGAAGGCAAGGAGUUUGAGGUAAAAUUGAGAGAAAUGAAGCCAGGUAUGUUGUCACAUGAAUUAAAAGAAGCUCUUGGUAUGCCAGAUGGUGCGCCUCCCCCAUGGCUCAUCAAUAUGCAGAGAUACGGUCCUCCACCAUCAUAUCCACACCUAAAGAUUCCUGGGCUAAAUGCUCCUAUUCCAGCUGGAGCUAGCUUUGGUUAUCAUCCUGGAGGCUGGGGUAAGCCUCCUGUUGAUGAAUAUGGACACCCGCUAUAUGGAGAUGUUUUUGGUGUUCUGCAACAUGAACAGCCUAAUUAUGAGGAAGAACCUGUCGAUAAGACAAAACACUGGGGUGAUCUGGAGGAGGAGGAGGAGGAGGAGGAAGAAGAAGAGGAGGAGGAGGAAGAAGAGGAAGAAGAUCAAAUGGGUGAAGAAGAAUUAGGAGAUGGCACACAAUCUGUGGAAAGUUUCUCGAGUACUCCUACUGGUGUUGAGACACCUGAUGUCAUUGACCUGCGUAAGCAGCAGAGAAAAGAACCGGACAGGCCGUUAUAUCAAGUACUUGAAGAAAAAGAGGAGAGAAUUGCUCCAGGGACACUGCUCGGAACAACCCACACAUAUGUUGUCGGGGCCGGCACACAAGACAAAUCGUCAGCUGCUGCUAAAAGAGUUGAUCUACUUAGAGGCCAGAAAACAGAUAAAGUGGAUGUCACUCUACAACCCGAAGAAUUGGAAGCUUUGGAAAAUGUUUUGCCUGCCAAAUAUGAGGAAGCUAGAGAAGAGGAGAAGCUUCGGAGUCAGCGAGAGGAUUUCAGUGACAUGGUCGCAGAGAAUGAGAAGAAGAGGAAGCGUAAAAUGCAAGAGAAGGAAGGGAAAUCGAAGAAGAAGGAUUUUAAGUUCUAGAGUACUAUCAUCAUCAUCAAUUUGGGAGGGACAUUAUUAUAACCCAUUUUCUAUGGCCAGCCCCAUUUUGCAUGGGUAAAGCCCAAGAGCCCAAUGUUUUCAGAGUGAGUUUUUUUUAUGAGAUGUAUUACACUCGGUUGGGUUGGUAGUUAAAGUCAGUGUAUUAAGUUUGGUCAAUAUAAUGACUUGUAACACCUGAGCUAGUCUGUUUCUGUAGCAACUUUGGUCAAAUGAUAUAUACGAGUAAAGUAUAUUACUGUA